Messenger RNA from Otolemur garnettii (small-eared galago), 1426 nucleotides. It is a transcript of the gene DAPP1, whose product is annotated as dual adaptor of phosphotyrosine and 3-phosphoinositides 1. Bases 58 to 903 code for a protein of 281 amino acids. The record is from RefSeq and is a predicted model, not a curated record. NCBI's taxonomy places the organism in Eukaryota, Metazoa, Chordata, Mammalia, Primates, Galagidae. The transcript is spliced from 9 exons.
GGAGCAGCCCAGCCCCUCUCUCUCCUCUCUCUCUCCCUGCCUCUGCAAAGGGCGCGAAUGGGCAGAGCAGAACUUCCAGAAGGGAAGAUGAGCACCCGGAAUCGCUCACAGCUGUGGAGCAGGUCGGAUGGAGGAGAAGCUGAGCUGCUGGAGGACCUGGGGUGGUAUCAUGGCAACCUCACACGCCACGCAGCUGAGGCUCUCCUGCUCUCAAAUGGAUGUGACGGCAGCUACCUUCUGAGGGACAGCAAUGACACGACGAGGCUGUACUCUCUCUCUGUGAGAGCCAAAGACUCUGUCAAACACUUUCAUGUUGAAUAUACUGGAUAUUCAUUUAAAUUUGGCUUUAAUGAAUUCUCAUCUUUGAAGGAUUUUGUCAAUCAUUUUGCAAAUCAGCCUUUGAUUGGAAGUGAGACAGGCACUCUGAUUGUUCUGAAACAUCCCUAUCCAAGAAAAGUGGAAGAACCUUCCAUUUAUGAAUCUGUCCGGGUUCACACAGCAAUGCAGACAGGAAAAACAGAAGAUGACCUCGUGCCCACUGCGCCUUCUCUGGGCACCAAAGAAGGCUACCUCACCAAGCAAGGGGGCCUGGUCAAGACCUGGAAAACAAGAUGGUUCACUUUGCACAGAAAUGAACUGAAAUACUUCAAAGACCAGAUGUCUCCAGAACCAAUUCGGAUCCUGGACCUAACGGAAUGUUCAGCUGUACAAUUUGAUUAUUCACAGGAAAAAGUAAACUGUUUUUGCUUAGUAUUUCCAUUCAGGACAUUUUAUCUCUGCGCAAAGACAGGAGUAGAAGCUGAUGAGUGGAUCAAGAUAUUACGCUGGAAAUUGUCACAAAUAAGAAAACAGCUCAGCCAAAGGGAAGGAACAAUCCGAUCUCAGUCGUUCAUCUUUAAAUAGCUCUUUCUUACCGAGUGAAGCCCUGGCCCAGGAGUAUGGUGGAACGCUUGCUGAUGCUGGGAUCCGUAGCAGGCUUCGCACGGAAGCUGACUAAGGAACUUUCUCUAAAAACAAGUCAAAGGCAGAUGCUGAUUGGGACCCAUGUGCCACAUUUGCUGAGUCAUGGAAAACUGCAGCUCUUUUAAGAUGUUGCUGUCUCCUUGAGAAUACCAAAGCAGAUGUUGUAUAGAAACUGAUUAAACCACCACUCCAAGGUCUGCUCACUCUUAGGACACACAAUGGAAGAUGAAGGGCUUUUGUUUUCAUUCUCUCUGGUCCCCAACCCUGUUGACAUUAGGGGACCCACAGUUGACCAGAGUUCCACUCUGAGUCAGGGUCAGCCUGUGUGACACCAGGUUGUGCUACUCAUCAAGGAGGAAAGAGUUGUAUACUUGAGGCUUCAACGUCUUUAGAAGUCACAUUGAGAUAGCAAACAUUUUGGGGGGACACAUUUUUUUCUUCUUUCCCCCCUUCAUACAAAAAA